UUUUUUUACCUCGCCCACGCGCAGGGGCUGCUCAGAAAAUGGUGCGGCACAACAAUGUGGUGCCCAACCAGCACUUCCACAAGACGCUGUGGCAGGACCACGUCAAGACGUGGUUCGACCAGGCCGCGCGCAAGAAGCGCAGGCGCUUGAAGCGCGCUGCCAAGGCGGCUGCUGUCGCGCCGCGGCCCGUCGGCUUGCUGCGUCCAGCGGUGCACCCGCCGACCAACAAGUACAACUACAAGCUGCGGCAGGGCCGCGGCUUCACCUUCGCGGAGCUGAAGGAGGCGGGGAUCAACAAGAAGCAGGCGCGGUCCAUCGGCGUUGCCGUCGACCACCGCAGGCGGAACCGCUCUGCCGAGUCGCUGCAGCUCAACUCGCAGCGGCUCAAGGAGUACAAGGCGGCGCUGAUUGUCUUCCCGAAGAAGCGCAACAAGGUCAAGGCGGGCGACUCGAGCAAGGAGGAGAUCGCCUCCGCCGUCCAGACCAAGGUCAAGGGCAUCCUCAAGAUGCCCGAGCUGCCGAAGGGCGAGGAGGCGAUGGUGAUCACCGACGAGAUGAAGUCGGACGACGUCUUCCACAAGCUGCGCUUGCUCCGCGCCGAGGCGAAGGAGUGAUGUCGCUUCCCCGUCUGUUGUGCCUCGCCGCCCGUCGCCGUGGGACGGCCCCCCUCGCCCAGCGCCCCCUUCCCUCUCCUGCCUGCCGUCGACGACGACGACAGCGUCAUGCGGUGUCCUGCUUGCGCGCCCAGAGAGUCGGGCACUCAGAGAGGGGGGGGGGGUCGUUGGUGAAUCCACCCGUCGUUUUUACUUUGUUGUUGUAUCGCGUUCGCGGUCCGU
Emiliania huxleyi CCMP1516 is the source of this 836-nucleotide messenger RNA. It is a transcript of the gene RPL13, whose product is annotated as 60S ribosomal protein L13. The record is from RefSeq and is a predicted model, not a curated record. The transcript is spliced from 4 exons. The coding region runs from base 39 to 614 and encodes 191 amino acids. Gene Ontology annotation, molecular function: RNA binding; structural constituent of ribosome. Gene Ontology annotation, biological process: translation. Gene Ontology annotation, cellular component: ribosome; cytosolic large ribosomal subunit. Lineage: Eukaryota; Haptophyta; Isochrysidales; Noelaerhabdaceae.